Molecule: messenger RNA, 1303 nt
Organism: Xenopus laevis (African clawed frog)
Lineage: Eukaryota; Metazoa; Chordata; Amphibia; Anura; Pipidae
Gene: cfap263.L
Product: coiled-coil domain containing 113 L homeolog
Exons: 9
Coding region: 33-1229 (398 amino acids)
Biological process (GO): cilium assembly
Cellular component (GO): axoneme; cilium; ciliary basal body
Source: RefSeq, a predicted model, not a curated record
GCAACAAAGGACAUGACGUGUCAGCGAUCCAAAUGAAAGGAAGGAGCGCUCGGUUGUUUACCGUAGCAACCAUGGCGGAGACAGAUGCAGAAAGCGUGAAAACAGAGUCCCAAGCUGGAGAGGAACCCUUACAAUAUUUAUCCGAAUUGAGCAUCGAGCAGCUGGAGAUACUUACCCGAGAUACUAGAGAUGCCGUUUCUAUCCUCAACGCAGAAACAGAAAUGCUUGAGAAAUUCCAUAACAGGCUGGACCCUAAGGACCUGGUGCCACCUCCAACUACUGAUGCUGGUCUAUCCACAUUGGAUUUCAGCCAGAUGCGUACCCGUCGCAGAUCUAAAUCACGUGGUCAGAUUCCUGAACGUCUCCUGAGUCUGACUGUGGAUCAAAAGUGUGAACUUGUACAAAAGGAAUUGGAGGAGUCCAAGGAAGAGUCUCAGAGAAAUGAGGAAAUGGCUGAAAAGGAUUUGCAAAGCCUCAAGGCCACAGUGGAGGAGGCAGAAUUUCGCAGUACAGAUAUAAAGAAAUCCAAGUAUGAAUUUGAACGAGACAUUGGCAAAGCUGCAAUAAGCAUCAAAAAAGGUGCUGGAGUGUCUCCUGAUAAGGUCAUCCGCUACAUGGAGGAGAAGAUGCGUGCUAAAGACAGCUUAGUCGACAAACUGCGCCUGAAAAAUGCUUCCCUCAAGGUCCAAAAGAAGAAGAUGAGGAUGCAAGUUAAACAGAAGGAGGAGAUGGGGGAGGUUUUGCAUGAGGUGGAUUUUCAGCAACUCAAGAUUGAAAAUGCGCAAUUCUUAGAGCGAAUUGAUGAAAGGAACCAGGACCUGUUACAGCUAAAACUGACUGCAGGGGACACCCUUCUGGUGCUUAACCACUUCAAGAAGAAGCUAAAUACCACAAUGACUGAAUCAACACACCUAGAUAAGGAGAUAUUCAUGAGAAAGGACAUGCUGCAGAGGAUUGAACUGGAGGCCCUACUCGUGGAGCAGGACAGAGAAAAAGCAGAGAGACUAAACAAGAAAUUAAGAAAACAACUCCAUGACUACCGUGUGCCUGAGGUUUUCAAGUACAUUCAGGAGAAAACUGAUCAAGAAGAUCUGGAAAAAAGUAUUAGAGUCUGGGAAAGAAAAGUAGAGAUUGCUGAGCUCUCUUUAAAGACACAUCGCAGAACUUGGGAACAACUUAAGGCUUCCAGUCAAAUACAACUCUAUGGCCAGCAACAAGGGAUGUUGUAACUGCAUAAAACCAUUUUUAAAUGUCCCCCCAACUCACAGAUAUGUAAAGAAAUAAAAUAAUCCAAUAAAGAAAA